AUGUCGCAGACCACAAGUCAUCAAGCUAUGCUGACUGCGAACACUUCGGCCCCCAUUGUCUCCAACCAACAACAGCCAAAUGCCAGCGCCGACGUCAAAACCACCGCGCCCAACGCCGCCUUUCCCGCUGACUCGUCUUCUCUGGCGCGUUCAGCUCGAUCGUCAGCGCCUCUUCAUGUUAUGGCCACAGCUGGACUGAGAGGGGACGCAAGCUUUGCCUACACCAAUGCCACCCCAGCGCCCGCCAACGCGCCCAGCGGUCGUAAAAAGUCUUGCUGGCGGCGCUUCUGGAGUAAGCUCAACGCCCUCAUUUUGAUAAACUGGGAGAGCCUCCUUCGUAAACUCAGAGCCGUCAAGGAAAAACUCCCCAGGACGUCGAUCUUCGCGCCCAGAUUUUUCACCUCCGCUUGA
This is a messenger RNA of Cyclocybe aegerita, 411 nucleotides long. The record is from the annotation of a GenBank genome assembly. NCBI's taxonomy places the organism in Eukaryota, Fungi, Basidiomycota, Agaricomycetes, Agaricales, Hemipholiotaceae.